Ananas comosus (pineapple) is the source of this 1718-nucleotide messenger RNA. Its product is annotated as probable protein arginine N-methyltransferase 6.1. Gene Ontology annotation, biological process: peptidyl-arginine methylation. Gene Ontology annotation, molecular function: protein-arginine N-methyltransferase activity. NCBI's taxonomy places the organism in Eukaryota, Viridiplantae, Streptophyta, Magnoliopsida, Poales, Bromeliaceae. The transcript is spliced from 13 exons. The record is from RefSeq and is a predicted model, not a curated record. The coding region runs from base 87 to 1373 and encodes 428 amino acids.
ACACACGCGCGCGCGCACGCGAAGCGCUCUCUUCGCCCCCCUCUCCUCUCCUCUCCUCUCUCUCUCUUCCUCCUCCUCCCACGGCGAUGCUCUCAGGGGGCUCGGGGCACAGCAAUGGCUACUCCGGCUAUGGGCGGCGGAGGCCGAGGCUCGGCUCGAGAAGGGCGAGGGACCACCGCCGCGGCGGCGGCGGCGGCGGACCCUUUAGGGUUUGCUCGUACGAGCCCUCCUCCUCGAGCGUCUCCACCGCGUCGUAUACCGAUGGGGAUAGGGUUGCGGAGUCGCAGUGGGGGGAGUACGAUCGCGCCUACUUCCAAUCGUACUCGCAUGUCGCGAUCCAUGAGGAGAUGAUCAAGGAUCAUGUGCGGACGGAUACGUACAGGGCAGCGAUCAUGCGUCAUCAGAAUUUUAUUGCAGGCAAAGUUGUCAUGGAUGUUGGCUGUGGAACAGGCAUCCUCUCUAUAUUCUGUGCUCAAGCCGGUGCUAGGCGGGUAUAUGCAAUAGAAGCCAGUGAGAUUGCUGUACAGGCUAAUGAAGUUGUGAAAGAAAAUGGUCUAUCUGACAGGGUCAUCGUACUCCAUGGACGAGUGGAGGAUGUUGAAAUUGAGGAGAAGGUGGAUGUUAUAAUUUCUGAAUGGAUGGGUUAUAUGCUUCUUUAUGAGAGUAUGCUUGGGAGUGUUAUAUUUGCCAGGGAUAAGUGGCUUAAGCCUGGGGGACUUAUCCUGCCUUCUCAUGCCACACUAUACAUGGCGCCGAUCACCAAUACUGAGAGGUAUCAAGAUAGUAUUGAUUUCUGGCGUGAUGUCUAUGGGAUCAAUAUGUCUGCACUAUUGCCACUUGCAAAGCAGUGUUCAUUUGAAGAGCCCAUGAUUGAAACAGUUAGUGGAGAGAAUGUUUUAACAUGGCCAUUUGUGAUAAAAUAUGUUGAUUGCUAUACCGUCACAGCUCGGGAGCUUGAAUCUGUCACUGCAAGAUAUAGAUUUGCAUCAAUGAUGCGAGCUCCUCUCCAUGGUUUUGGUUUUUGGUUCGACGUCGAGUUUAAUGGGCCAGUGCUAUAUCCUUCCAACCACCAUUCAAGUUCCCUUUCCGGCACCUCAUCCUCCGAUUUGUACUCACACGGUGCUUCUACGCAGAGGAAGAGACAAUCUAGGUCUAGUGACACGAUUGUGCUGUCAACGGCACCUGAGGAUCCUCCGACACAUUGGCAACAGACCAUCCUCUACUUUUAUGAUCCCAUAGAGGUGAAGCAAGACCAAAUAAUAGAAGGCUCUAUAACAUUAUCUCAGAGCAAGGAGAACCCUCGGUUUUUGAAUAUCCACCUCGAGUACUCUUCGGGUGGUCGAUCCUUCGUAAAAGAGUCCGUGAUGCGGUGAUUUACUUGGCAGUGACUGCUAUACUUUUCACACCUGAAAGAGUUGAGCUGCCUCCGCGUGGAUCAUCGUCUGAAGAUAUCAGUGCCUUAAAUUUUAUGGCGUAAUGAAUGAGAUUCUUUUUUCAUGCUUUAUUGAGAAUCUUGAAAAAGAAGAGUUUUUAGCUUUCAACAAAUUGAGCUCUGUUCUCCUGUAGGUCAUUGGCUACAUAGGCUUUCCUUUUUACCCUUUAGUUAUUCAUUUUUAUCUUGCGCUAUUUUUGUUUGGUUGGCUUGAAUUAGAACAUUCUUACGAUAAAUAUUUUUUCGAAUUUACAGUAAUUUAAUAGAGGGUUUUAUAUGAGCAAUA